Messenger RNA from Ciona intestinalis (vase tunicate), 1682 nucleotides. Lineage: Eukaryota; Metazoa; Chordata; Ascidiacea; Phlebobranchia; Cionidae. The record is from RefSeq and is a predicted model, not a curated record.
AUUUUGUUUUUAUCAAAUUGUUUACCUUUUCUAUACCAACUUUGAAUUAAAAUAAACAUUUUCUGGUUCCAGGCCUAAGGGCGAAUUCUCAAUUUGCAUUUUCUUAUUUUUCUCCUUACUAAUUAUUGAAAUUUUUAUAACUAUCGUACCUGAAAUCGAAACAAUCUUGAUUACAGUUUUGAAUAUUCUUGCUCCUUAUGCUAAUUUUAGACUAGCUCCACUGUAUAAAGUCUUAAUUUUCAGGAUCAUUCAUACUGAAAUCCAACAAUUUCAACCAUGUGUAAAACUACCAUGUUUCUAGUACUUUGGGUUAUUCUGGGAGUUGAAUCUUCCACUGGAACAAAUAUAAGUCCUAAUGAUCUCACAUGUGUGGAUCAGUUUUCAUGGUGUCCGAAUUUUGAAAUCCAAUGCAGUACCGUUCCACUUAUAAGAUCGUGGUGCAAGAAAACAUGCAGUAUCUGUUCAACUGAAGAAUUUGCAGAAUGCAGGGUGUUAAACUGCAGUCAAAGUUGCGCACAGUCUAAUGGAACUGGUAACUACAAAUGCGGUUGCUACAGUGGGUUUCGACUUAACCCUGACAACCAGACCUGCUCAGAUAUAAAUGAAUGCAUUGAAAACCCUUCGUUAUGUAAUCUUCCUGGCACCACAUGUUUAAACCAUGUGGGGUCAUAUAUAUGUGGUCCAUGCUCUUCCAUUCAAGGUUAUUGGAAUUAUUAUAGGAGAAAUGAAUGCUGCAAGUUCAGGCAAGACAAUUGUGGAGCAGCUACUUCAUUUUCACAAUGGCCAUCAGCGGUUUACAUACAGAUUGGGGAAGAUAAGUCAUGUACUGGGAGUUUAAUAUCUUCUAAGUGGGUAGUUGCUGCUGCUCAUUGCUUUGAGAAUAGCAGUCAGUCAAAUAUUAGUGUUAUAAUGGGAAAUGAAAAUGUUGGACAUUUUAACGUACAUGAACAAACAUGCAAUGUCAUACAGGUGACUAUACAUGAACAUUAUAACUACCCGUACAAUAACUUUGCCCUGCUUCACUUGGGCUGUCCUGUGAUUGAGUCUUCCUAUAUAUUGCCUGUCUGUCUACCAAAUGGAGAGGAAACCGCUGUUGGAGAAAAGUGUUGGGGUCUUGGAUACCAAAAGUUGCCCAAUUCUCAAGGACAUAUACUUCAAGCUGUUAGCCAACCAAUUGCAUCCAUUGAAACUUGUCAGGGUCAGGUCAACGUUUCAAUCAAUAACUCAAUGAUAUACGGUGGUCACGUGACAGAGACUUAUAAAGGACCUCUGCUCUGCCAGCGUUGCAAUAGUUGUUCUUGGUAUUUGGCGGGAAUGCAUAGUUUUGGUAGUGAAAUGAAUCAUACCAAUGGUGUGUAUACUAGAAUCACAACACUUGAGAAUUGGAUAACUGAACACACAGCUGUAAGAAGCACACGCCAGCCUUGUGUACACGCAACAUGGACCUUGUGGGGAGCAUGGUCAAGAUGUGAGUCUUGCUUUAAAGGUUUUCGAAAUCGAACUCGAAGUUGUGAGAAUCCUGGUGAUUUGGGUUGCCCAGGUUAUCCCAUUCAUCAAGAGUUAUGCCAACCCAAUAAUUGCCAGUCUUGAAACAUCAUGAACUAAGAUGCAAGAAACUUUCUUGCUGGUUUGUCAAUCAAUAAAAUUAACCUAUCAACAAACGGUUGUAUUUUUUUGGUAGU